AUGAAUUCAUCAUUUCUGUCGCUGAAUGGCUCCUCAAUUACAUACACCAUAGAUGAGAUACCCACAUUGGUUUAUGCUCCUGAGCGACCGAAUAGUAACAACCUGAAUCAGUCAUCAUCCACGACGGCCUCAACUGCAACACAACUUACUACUACUACUACUACUACUUCACCCAUAUAUGAAGAAAACACAUUCAUCAACUGGAGUCAAGAAACACAGAAUAUACUGCACAACAAAGCCAAUUUGUCAAAGAAAUGGAUUACACUUGUUCUACUGGCGUUAGUGUUGGGAUAUACUGCAGCUGCAAUAAAUUUGAUUUCAAUCUCAUUGAAUGAUUUGAAAAAGGGGAUAUGUUUAAGCGACUUGGAUGCUUGGAGUAUUUUCAACCCAUAUCUGACAUGUCCCGCUGAUGAAUGGUAUAAUUGGUCACGAUUGUUGGCUGGAUCAAAUGCAAUUUGGAGCAAAAUCGUCAUCAACUUCCCCAUCUACCUUGUCUUUGCUGUUUUGUUUGCCAUGAGUGCCAGCUACCUCACAAUCAAUCGAGAACAUCUAAUACGUCAAUCAGGUAUACCGGAGAUUAAAUUGCUCAUAUCAGGUUUUAAUUUAAAUGUUAGCAAAUAUUUGGGCCUACAUACGUUGUUGUACAAGAUUGUCGGAUUGAUAUUGGUUGUAAGCUCGGGAUUGUGGCUCGGUAAAGAGGGUCCAUUGGUGCAUGUAUCUUGUUGUGUGUUUAACAUCAUUUAUGAGUUUUUCAUUCAGGGUAAAUUUGGAACUAAGCCUAAUGAAGCAAUACGAAGAGAAAUUUUGAGUGCUGCAACAGCAACUGGAAUUUCCGUUGCAUUCAACUCUCCAAUUGGUGGUGUGUUGUUUGUGUUGGAAAGUAUGCCAAGCUACUUCAGUCCUACAAAGAUUAUGUGGAAUUCAUUUGUUGCCGCCACUAUAGCAAUUAUCGGUUUAACUGGAUUUAGUGCAUUUACUGAUGGCAGUAAUUUUGUUGAGCAAGACUUGUUUCAGGUAAACUUUGGAAAUUUUAGUUGGUUAUUCUUGGAGGUGAUUCCAUUUCUCAUUUUAGGAGCUUUAGGUGGGAUGUAUGGAUACUACUUUACAAAAGUUAAUCAAAUUUUCCAACAAAAAUCAUUACGUCAAAGAGUGCAAUCGACACUAGUGCAAGUCACCAAAGUUGAUGUGAAAUGGGGUCCUUAUUUGGAAGUCUUGUCUAUAGUUGUUCUCACCACAAUUUUGAACUUCCCGUUGGAAAUUUCUAAAUUGCCAUUGAGUUCAUAUUUAAUUUUGUUAUUCAAGGAAUGUCUGAAAGAGGCCAGUGAUGAAACUAAUGCUGAGGAUUUUCUUUGUGGGUCGUCAAAUGGAAUCACCCUGUUGAAAUUGCUCUACAUUCUUGUUCAAGGGUUCGGGCUCACUGCUUAUACAUUUGGUGUUGAUUUGCCUGGAGGAGUGUUGAUGCCUUCGUUGGUGUUGGGCGCUACAUCUGGAAGGCUUUUGGGGAUAGUGAGUCAGGCAUUGCAAUCAAAUUUCAACUGGGAAUCAUUGGCUACUUGUACCGAAAAAUCAUGCGUGGUUUCACCAUCUUCGUAUGCAGUUAUUGGUGCUGCAUCAUUUAUGACUGGCAUAACCAAAUUGACAAUGUGUGUUGUUGUUAUAAUGUUUGAAAUGACUGGUGCUGUAUCUUAUGUGUUACCAAUCAUGUGCGGUGUUGUCACGUCCAAAUUUGUCAACGACUGGCUCACACCGUCGAAUAUUUAUGAUACAUGGCUUCAAAACAAUUUCAAUAAACCUGGGUUGCCGGGUAACGCAACUUUGGGUAUGAUCAAUGAAGGUAAAGGAACGGGUAUUGUAUCAUUUUCAAACUUGACAUCAACAAUCAAGUCAAAACUUCCUGAUGUCACAGUACGUGCAUUGAUGGUACCAUUGGAGCAAACCAAAUGUCUUUGCUUAGUUAGCGAAGAUGGGCCUUACACUGCUAGUUCAUUGUGGGAGUUUAUCAACGAUGACACGCACGAAGGGUAUCCUUUGAUUGUCAAUUACUCCAAUCCAAUAUAUAUUGGUUACGUCACCAAGUCCGAACUUGUUGAUAAGUUGCAAAACGUCAUUCGCAAAGAUUCAUUAGAGCCAAUAUCAUUUCAAAUUUACAAUUUACCUAGAACUGCUUUAUCUAUGCAACUACACUAUGAACGCAAGUACAAUUGUACUUCUUUGGGUCUUUCGAUUGAAACAUCUCCAUUGUAUACUAAUGAGUUAUCACCAGCAAUCUUAAUUUUGGAAGAAUUCGAAAAAUUGUAUUUAAAUCACCUUGUUAUUUUAAGCACAAAUAAUAUAGAGAAUCAGAUUAUGGUGGGUUUUAUUGAUCGUUUUAUUUUGGCAAAUGCCAUUAAUGACAAGUUUGGAAAAUUGGCUAAUGAAUUGGCUGAUUUUGAAGCUAUUAAUGAGUACGAUUUGGAGACUGCUAUUGGUAAUGAUGAGGAUGAAAUGAUGAAGUUACGAUACAAUAGAAAGAGUAUAGAGUUGAUUACUUGA
Molecule: messenger RNA, 2532 nt
Organism: Lodderomyces parapsilosis
Lineage: Eukaryota; Fungi; Ascomycota; Pichiomycetes; Serinales; Debaryomycetaceae
Exons: 1
Coding region: 1-2532 (843 amino acids)
Biological process (GO): transmembrane transport; chloride transport
Cellular component (GO): early endosome; membrane; Golgi apparatus
Molecular function (GO): voltage-gated chloride channel activity
Source: RefSeq, a predicted model, not a curated record